Molecule: messenger RNA, 1707 nt
Organism: Rhododendron vialii
Lineage: Eukaryota; Viridiplantae; Streptophyta; Magnoliopsida; Ericales; Ericaceae
Exons: 2
Coding region: 7-1707 (566 amino acids)
Biological process (GO): regulation of DNA-templated transcription
Source: RefSeq, a predicted model, not a curated record
GCGUCGAUGCCAUUGGUGCUUGUUUCAGAUCGGGAUUUAGCGCUUAUGAACGCCAUUGAAGCAUGUUUCCCUACGACACGUCACAUCUUGUGUAUUUGGCACAUAAAUCAGUGCGUCAUGAAGAACUGCAGCCGUGUGCUUGGUCCGGAAUGGAAGCGCUUCAUCAAGUCAUGGCACUCGCUUAUCAAUUCAUCUACACCUUCGUCUUUCGAACAUAAGUGGCAAGCCAUGUGCGACGAUUUUCGCCAGUUCCCGUAUGUCAUAACUUACCUGUGGCAAACAUGGUUAAGGUCGUACAAAGAGCGGUUUGUUUCAGCAUGGACAGAUACAUGUAUGCACCUCGGAAGCAAUUCAAGUCAAAGGGCAGAGUCUGCACAUGCGAGGCUAAAGCUAUAUUUGGGGGAUACUAUGUCAUCGCUACAAACAUCUUUUGAUAAAAUAGAAAAGAUGUUGAAAAAUCAGUUCGGGGAAAUUAAGAAGUCGUUCGAGAAAUCAUUGAACAUUCCACGCCACAAACAAUUGCGUGACGACAUUUUUGAUCAGGUUAGGUGUCGCAUUUCAUUAGAGGCAAUGGAGUUCAUACAUGAUCAGCUAGAAACCGCUUUAGAAGUAUCCCCCCACAUUGUUGGCUAUUGCAACUGUAUGAUCAAAAUCACACACGGAUUGCCAUGCAUGCACGAUCUUGCAUAUUAUCGUUCCAUUUCCACUCCAAUUCCGCUAUGGAGUAUUCACGCUCAUUGGACUAGGUUGUCUAUGCACGCAACCGAGUUUAAUGAGGAGGGAGCACGACUUGACAGGACAUCUCAGGUCGUUGAGAUAUUAGAUGGGAUGGAUCCACCUAUGCGAGAGCAUAUCAUAGACAGGAUUAUCGAUAUGGCAGAUCCAUCUUGUAGCACAGUUCGACCUCCAUCGUACAACACAGAACAUAGAGGUCGACCUACAGGUAGAGAUGAGCAAAGUACACGUCGCAUACCUUCUUUCUCAGAAGCAUCCACUUCAGGAUCAAAGACUGCAACAUCGCGAGUGAGAGGGAGACGUGGGAGGGGUUUCGGGGUUCGCAACACUCAAUUUAUAGUUCCAUCCAUCACUGAUCGCUACAUUCAACGAUUACCUCAGGCUUAUCAGCGUUAUGUUUCCCACACUGUUGACGUGCUUGGUGAUGGUCAUUGUGGAUUCAGGGCGAUAGCUGCACUAAUCGGGUAUGGUGAAAAUGAUUGGAGUCGAGUACGAGAGGAGCUUAUUGAAGAGAUUCGACAAAAUUAUUAUCUAUACAGUGUGAUUUAUCCAGUACAUGAUUGGCCAAAUCGUCUACUAAUUUUACUGAAUUGGUUCGAGCCUACAGCACCACAAAAUCAUUGGAUGGGGGCUAUGACUUUGGGAGUUGUCAUCGCAACAAGGUACAACCUUGUACUGCAUACAUUUGAUGAGGAUGUUUACGGUUGUUUUACUCAUUUGCCAUUGAGAUCCCCUCCAGUUCCAGUCGAAUACCGCCGGGAAAUUGCUAUUGCCCGUGUUCACAACAAUCACUUCGUGCAAAUUUUCUUACAACCUCAUUACCCUAUACCACCCAUCUCAACAUGGUGGGAGGAGAAUUCAUCGGAUGAAGCUAAAGGAUGGGCUGCCAGUUAUGAAACACGUUUGCUAUUGUGGUACGAAGUAAUGGGUAUAAGCAUGCCGAGAGCAGCAUUUGGAGGAGAUAUUGAUUAA